This is a messenger RNA of Coniophora puteana RWD-64-598 SS2, 1380 nucleotides long. RefSeq lists its product as uncharacterized. The transcript has 5 exons. The record is from RefSeq and is a predicted model, not a curated record. NCBI's taxonomy places the organism in Eukaryota, Fungi, Basidiomycota, Agaricomycetes, Boletales, Coniophoraceae. Bases 1 to 1380 code for a protein of 459 amino acids.
AUGGCCGCGCCGAUUCCGCUUGUCCCCAUCACCACGCUGCCGUUCUGGGCAGUGGAUCUCGAUAUGGCAUGGCCCUCCUCCUUCAACGUUGCCUUUGCUACCAGGUUCCUUGGCGUCAGCGAGUCGCGCUUUCAAGCAGCCCUCCGCCACCGGGACAAGUUGCCAGAGAAGUACUUUGGAGAUGGGAUGCGCGCCGAAUUUGAUGACAUUAAGGGCGUCCUUAUCCCGCUGUGGGCCGCACUCCGCCACACCGUCACCCUUCCCCCGUUCAUUGCCCUUGUCAACGAGUCCCACGGCGUCGGCGCCGCUCUUGAUCGGCUCCGCCACGAUCCGGCCCGACAGGCAACGUGUCUCCAAUGGCAACCGGAGACAUCCGUUUCCGAUUUGGGUGGGGAUGAGUGGUGGCAUGACUUCUUCAUUCCUACUCCCCCACCCCCAACUGCGCCCUUGCUCACUGUCUCGGCGUCAACACCCCCUCGGUUCCGUCGCUCUGCUCGCGUUGUAGAGGCUAUCAUUAGGAAGGACGCGCCGCCAUCUCCGCCCGACGAGCCCACACCCCCUCCCACGACAAUAUACUCUGCCGUUCGCGCGUUCGCCCCCAACGCUGCAGGUUUUCACGGCCAUACCGUUCCAAAGGCCAAGAAACUCCAGAAGUUCGACGCCGUCGUGAUCACGAUGCCUAAGAAGAAAGCUUCGGCGUCAACGUCCGCGGGGAAGAAACGGGCUGCCUCCACCCCGCCCGCAACCGAACCCCCUGCCAAGAAACCUAGAGGAGGCGGGGCCAAGGCGAAGAAGGGGAAGGGGAAGCAGAGCAAUUCUCCCAAAGCCAGGGGACCGCGCCGGCCCACGCUCACGGAGACAAUCCCCGACCACCUCGCGAUCGUCAUGGAGAAGGGGUGUACCCGGUGCCGCGAAGCUGGAGUGGUUUGUCUGCGCGCCGAAAAGCGAGUUUGCAAGCGGUGCGGGACGCGUAAACAAGGCUGUGACCUCGAACACGAAAAGGCUGCGAGCAGGGUUCCAAAACGCCGCCAGAACACGUACAAGCCAGUCAAGAAGUCGGCGAAGAAAUCAGCUAAAGACGCGCCGAAGCCACCCACUCCUACCCGCUCCAUUACCGUCAAGCGUACGGGAGACUUCCCCAACCCCAAGUCCGCUGAGCCGUACAUGGAAGUUGACGAUGAGGCAUCCUCCGAUGAAUGGGAAGACACGGAGAGCGACGACGAGGAUGGGCAGGAGGGUAAGCAGCCCCACGACGCCAAACCUGUCCAACGUACACGGUAUGUCGACGUCAGUGAGGAUAUGACCAGGUUGAUCUUCGAGGCAGAUGCGCAUCUUCGCAUCGCGAAUUUGUACAUGAGCUCGCUGGUGUUUUCGCCUUAG